Molecule: messenger RNA, 2268 nt
Organism: Suricata suricatta (meerkat)
Lineage: Eukaryota; Metazoa; Chordata; Mammalia; Carnivora; Herpestidae
Gene: RASL12
Product: RAS like family 12
Exons: 5
Coding region: 513-1313 (266 amino acids)
Molecular function (GO): GTPase activity; GTP binding
Source: RefSeq, a predicted model, not a curated record
AGGAAGGAGUGGGUUUUCUUGCAGGUGGGAAGAGACUGCACGGAGGGUCAGAGAAGGUUGGUAACCUCCUCCCCUCUCUCCCUCUUCCCCGAAUCCCUCUCUCUCCGGUCCUGGUCCUUCCCUGCAGGUCCGGGGACACUCUGAGCCGUGAUGGCGCUCCGCCUUCCAGGCGGAGCCCUACUGUGGGCUGCCGGACUGGCCAGAGCUCCCUCCCAGCGCAGACCGUGGGGUGAGCGUGCCCCGCGGGGGGCUCCCGCAGCCCUUACAAGGAGUUUGGCGGCUCUCGGGGCGGCCCCGCCCGCAGUCCUCCUCGGGCUCCUCCUCCCGCCCCGCUGGGCGGGGCCGUGGGAACGCAGCCGGCUCCGCUCUAGACGCCGGGCCGGCGCGCGGACAUCGACGGGCGCGAGCCCUCGAGUGUGAAAGGAGCCCGCGGCUCGCUCCCCAGGGCCCCAACAGGCGGGCACGUGGCUCGGGGCCCUUCGGCAGAGCACCGCGUUCUUCUCAGCGUCGCCAUGUCCUCGGUAUUCGGGAAACCCCGCGUGGGUAGCGGAUCGCAGAGCGCGCCCCUCGAGGUCAACCUGGCCAUCCUGGGACGUCGCGGGGCGGGCAAGUCUGCUCUGACCGUGAAGUUUCUGACCAGGAGGUUUAUCAGCGAAUAUGACCCCAACUUGGAGGACACCUACAGCUCCGAGGAGACAGUGGACCACCAGCCUGUCCACCUGAGGGUCAUGGAUACUGCAGACCCGGACACCCCCAGGAACUGUGAGCGCUACCUGAACUGGGCCCACGCCUUCCUGGUGGUGUACAGCGUGGACAGCCGCCAGAGUUUCGAGGACAGCGGCAGCUACCUGGAGCUGCUUGCUUUGCACGCCAAGGAGACACAGCGCAGCUCCCCUGCCCUCCUGCUGGGCAACAAGCUGGACAUGGCCCAGUACAGGCAGGUCACCAAGGCAGAGGGCGCAGCUUUGGCGGGCAAGUUCGGGUGCCUGUUUUUUGAGGUCUCUGCCUGCCUAGACUUUGAGCAUGUGCAGCAUGUCUUCCACGAGGCCGUGCGGGAGGCACGGCGGGAACUGGAGAAGAAUUCCCUGCCCCGGCCCCUCUUCAUCUCCGAGGAGAGGGCCCUGCCCCACCAGGCUCCGCUCACCGCCCGGCAUGGGCUGGCCAGCUGUACCUUCAACACACUUUCCACCGUCAGUCUGAAGGAGAUGCCUGCCGUGGCCCAAGCCAAGCUGGUUACUGUGAAGUCAUCCCGGGCCCAGAGCAAGCGCAAGGCACCCACCCUGACCCUGUUGAAGGGCUUCAAGAUCUUCUGAGGGCACCCCUACGGAUCCCAGACUUAGCGGCUGGGCAGGGCUGCAGGACAGGGGCUGGCUUCUCACCACUGGCUUUCCCUCUGAUGGAAUAGUAGCCCUCACCCUCUGGCUGACGGUUGAUCUCUCUUCCAGCACCAAGUAAUGUCCCUGACACCCAGUUUACUGUGUGAGCUGGAGGGACAGGCAGGAAUGCUGCUCUUAGUCCCUCCAGGCCUUGGGUUCCAUGGUAACCACUAUGUUCCCUGACCCUGAAGGGAAGUAGCACUGAGAUGACGCAGAGACCUGGGGUCAGGCCAAAGUGGAAGAAAUUGCAGUGUCCAUCAGUGGUGCCAUCACUCCUUCCUGCUCCAGCGACAGCCAGGCCAGCUGUGGUCCCUAAUGGACAGCUCUGGAUGGAUGGUCAGCACCAGGAGGUCCUGCACAAAAGUAGGCCUGAGAACAUUCUGCAGGAGCAGCCUUGACGUCCUAGCACCACCUAGUGGAUGGGAAAGGCACAGCGGCUACAGGUUUUGGGGGGCCUGAGCCUGACUCUCUAGUUGUCUUGUGACUUCACAGAAGCCUCAGGCAACAAACCCCACAGUUCAUCCAAGUAAAAUCUAGUUUAAAUAAUCCUGUGGGACAGCCUGUGAGAAGCAAACUUCUCAGGAAGGACUGUUUCUAGUACUUUGCCUCCCAGUGAGGAAAGAAGGCUGGGGGCUCUGGGUUGCCCAGGGUACUGAGCAUCCAGUGUUGUAGUGGCCAGGAAGCAGGGCCCCCAUGUUUCCUCAUCCAGGAUCCAGACAGAGAGCCUGUAACUGGCAGUAUCAGACAUCCGAUGGGCACUGUGAGCCUGUCCCAGGCUCCUAGGCAGAAACACAGUAGAGCGGUUUGUAGUCUGGUCCAGCAGGGGCAAUGGGUCUGAAUGUUCAAAGUCCACUUUUGAAAGAUAGAACCUAAGGCAUUUUUGGUUCAUGAA